Prosopis cineraria is the source of this 712-nucleotide messenger RNA. Its product is annotated as cyclin-dependent protein kinase inhibitor SMR4. NCBI's taxonomy places the organism in Eukaryota, Viridiplantae, Streptophyta, Magnoliopsida, Fabales, Fabaceae. The coding region runs from base 278 to 502 and encodes 74 amino acids. The transcript has a single exon. The record is from RefSeq and is a predicted model, not a curated record. Gene Ontology annotation, biological process: regulation of DNA endoreduplication.
AUUUUUUGAAAUUUCAAAAUUUUCAAAUUAAAAUUCGAAUUUCUUUCUCCUCCUCCGUCCCGUCUCUGUGUGAAUAGAUAUAUAUAUAUAUAUACACACACACACCCCACCGGUCUGCCGAAUUCCCAUUCCUUGAAAGUUUGUAGCGUCCUCGAUCUUCAUCGGAAAUUGUGAUUGCGAAAUUCUUUCGUCUUUCUUUCCAACUUUCUCCCUUGAUUUUGUUGAGAUUCAAAGGUUACCUACCUACCUACCCAGCAAGCUAGCAAAUAUAGCAUCAAUGGCGGCUGUGGAUAAAUCAGGAAUGAGGGAGUGGGAGGAGGAGUGCAAGACUCCAAGGAAUAUCGAGAAUAGGAUUCCGGCAAUGCUUAUUUGCCCCCCGCCGCCGAGGAAGAAGCCUAUCGGUGACGGAAAGAGGCGAGACCCGCCGAAGGGCGGGUAUUUUAAUCCUCCUGAUCUUGAUUCCUUCUUUGAUAUUCCACCAAGGAAAGAAGCAUUUGCAUAGGAAGACGGUGAACGGAUUUGGUUAUAUUUUUCAUUUUAGGAGUGAAGAGGAAGAAACAGCUGUAUAUAUAUAGAUGAUUCUGCAUAGUUUUGCUAGGGGACAUUCCUUUUUUUCUGGUCAUGUUUUAGGGUUUUUAUUUUAGCUACUGCUGAUGGAUUGCGAUGAUUUGUUUAACAAAUUCUUUUACGGAAUCAUGGCCUUUGAGUUCUC